This is a messenger RNA of Ylistrum balloti, 642 nucleotides long. RefSeq lists its product as uncharacterized. The coding region runs from base 1 to 555 and encodes 184 amino acids. Lineage: Eukaryota; Metazoa; Mollusca; Bivalvia; Pectinida; Pectinidae. The transcript has 6 exons. The record is from RefSeq and is a predicted model, not a curated record.
AUGGACUAUUUUCAAAUUGGAAUUUUAUUGAUAUUGUACAUAAAUGUUCACGUAUCAUCAGGGACGACAACAAACACUGCAGCAACAGAGGAAAGUACAUGUCCACGAUUUCAGACCCGAACCGAGAAUGAGUCUCUUAUUGUACUAUACCAACCUUCAAAUGAAUACUGUGAAAUGGUAGUUACAACAGAGACUGUACAACUACGUCCAUCUACGGAACUCAAAGCCUUCAAGAAAAAACAUAAGACUAUCCGCCGACCUAUGGUUAACUUCAGGAAUACCAAUACCCUUGACGGACAGAUGCCCUGUGAACCGUUAACACAUAAUAACGUAGGGCCGUUUGUGUUCGUGAACACAGUACAGAACCAAUGUCAAAUGCUUUUCCGAAUACAUAAGCAAAAGAAUCCAAACCAUGAGAUGAAGCAGCCAAAUACAAAAGGCAAGGACAGUGGACGUGGAAAGAAAAAAGGCGGGAAAAAAAGAUCAAAACCAAAGAAAAUACCGAAGUAUCAGUUCAUUCCUACAUUCGAAUAUGUCGACGAAUUUCUCUAUUAAAUAUAUGAGACUCCGGACUACAGAAAUUGGUAAACGAACCAAUGAAUUGUUCUAAUUAUCCAAUAAAGCCCUGAAAUUAUCAGUUGA